GCCGGUUGUAUAAAGUGUAGUUGACUAAAGGUUGAAAUUGAACCGGCGGUUGAGUGAAAAAUUCUGUUGCAUGAUCGACGAUUUAGCUCUAACUGACAGUUGAACUGUCAGUUGGCUCAAACGGCACUCGAAGUACGGAUUAGCGAAUUCAACCGUCAGUUUAUGUUUGUUUGUGAAGUUAUAUAAAUCGUUUAAGAUGUCCAAAAAAAGAAUUACCUUUACAGAUAUAGAUGUACGGACGCUUAUAGAUAUAGUUUUCAAGUAUAAGCAUAAGAUAGAAUGCAAGAAGACUGACGUUAUAACUUGGAGGGAGAAGGUAACUUUGAAUAUGUAGUAAUUGGUAUGUGCACUAUCUAACUGUUUCCCAUGUUUAGGAUGCAAUUUGGUCUAAAAUUGCAAAUGAAUUUAAUUGUGCCGUGAUGGAUCAAAAAACUGCAGAGUUAUGAUAAGAGAUUUUCUAAAAGAAAUUUUUGAAAAAAUAAAAGCCAUCAUUAAUUUGUCUAUCGAAGGAGUUGCACCAUGUAGAGGUGACAGUGAUGCUUGCCUUAUAGAGACCUCUGAGGCAUCUUCAUCGGUUGCUCAACAAAAAGAUUUCGCCGAUGUUAUUUUCCUAGAUUUGCCGGACGCCUGCAAUAUCGAAAUGCAACAUCUGGAACCUUGUGAAGAAAGAAUAGAUAUUUCCGAUUCCGCAGUGAAUGAACAUGAAAUUGCAGUAACAACUGAUUGGAGUAACUAUAAGCCAAGCAUGUUGAGAAAAAGAAAACACAAAUUGUUACAACAAACAGCAAAAGGGACACCAACGAAAUAUGGAAAUACAGCAACGCAAGUGUUAGAAGAAAUAGGUAACACAAAAGCUGAAUUAAACAAGUUAAAAAUGGAACUACUGAGAAAGGAGGAUAACAGAAAAAUGGAAAUACACCAACAACAGCUGCAAAGAAUAAAGCUUCAAAACGAACACUUGAAAUUGCAAAAUGAACUGUUAUCAUUACAAAUAGAUAAAAUAAAAAAUGCUCAGUAAA
This is a messenger RNA of Photinus pyralis (common eastern firefly), 1019 nucleotides long. RefSeq lists its product as uncharacterized. The record is from RefSeq and is a predicted model, not a curated record. NCBI's taxonomy places the organism in Eukaryota, Metazoa, Arthropoda, Insecta, Coleoptera, Lampyridae. The coding region runs from base 443 to 1018 and encodes 191 amino acids. The transcript has 6 exons.